UUCCACUGCCGCAGUCACCCCAACCCUCACCCUAGCCCUCCUCGCACCCCGAAAUGGCGGCGGCCACCUCCACCUCCUCCACCGCGCUCGCCCGCCCCAAAACCCUAAACCCCGCCUCCAAAUCCGCAGCCGCCGGCUCGGUAUCCUUCCCGGCCGCCCAGCCCCCAUGCCUCCUAGCCGCCGGCCGCCGCUGCGCUGUGGCCGCCAAGGUCUCGUCGCAGCAGGUGAUCGGGACCGCCAUGCCGUCGCUGGACUUCGAGACCUCCGUCUUCAAGAAGGAGAAGGUUUCCCUAGCUGGCCAUGACGAGUAUAUUGUGAGGGGCGGGAGGAAUUUGUUCCCGUUGCUGCCUGAGGCGUUCAAGGGGAUCAAGCAGAUCGGUGUAGUCGGAUGGGGAUCUCAGGGUCCUGCACAAGCUCAGAACCUGAGAGACUCUCUUGCUGAGGCAAAGUCAGACAUCGUUGUUAAGAUUGGUCUCCGAAAAGGCUCUAAAUCUUUUGAAGAAGCACGAGCUGCUGGAUUUACUGAAGAGAGCGGGACACUUGGAGAUAUAUGGGAGACUAUCUCAAGCAGUGAUCUUUUGUUGUUGUUGAUAUCAGAUGCUGCUCAGGCGGACAACUAUGAGGAAAUUUUCUCACACAUGAAACCCAACAGUAUUCUUGGAUUGUCACAUGGAUUUCUCCUUGGACAUUUGCAAUCCGCUGGCCUUGAUUUCCCUAAAAACAUCAGUGUUGUUGCUGUGUGUCCCAAGGGAAUGGGUCCGUCAGUUAGAAGGCUUUAUGUUCAGGGGAAAGAAGUAAACGGUGCUGGUAUCAACUCCAGCUUUGCUGUACACCAGGAUGUUGAUGGAAGAGCUACAGAUGUCGCUCUUGGGUGGUCAGUUGCUCUAGGUUCUCCUUUCACAUUUGCUACUACUCUAGAGCAGGAGUACCGGAGCGAUAUUUUUGGCGAGCGAGGUAUUUUGCUUGGGGCUGUUCAUGGCAUUGUGGAGGCUCUUUUCAGGAGAUACACAGAGCAUGGGAUGGAUGAGGACUCAGCAUACAAGAACACUGUCGAGUGCAUCACUGGAAUCAUCUCUAAAACUAUUUCGAAAAAGGGGAUGCUUGAAGUGUACAAUUCAUUGACAGAAGAAGGCAAGCAGCAAUUUAUUGAGGCUUACAGUGCAGCAUAUUAUCCAUGCAUGGAUAUACUGUAUGAAUGCUAUGAAGAUGUUUCUUCUGGAAGUGAAAUUAGAAGUGUUGUUUUGGCUGGAAGGAGAUUAUAUGAAAAGGAAGGGCUUCCUGCUUUCCCGAUGGGCAACAUUGAUCAAACACGAAUGUGGAAAGUGGGUGAAAGGGUGCGUUCAACACGGCCAGCAGGUGAUCUUGGCCCAUUACAUCCUUUCACUGCUGGAGUGUAUGUUGCACUUAUGAUGGCACAGAUUGAAGUCCUUAGAAAGAAGGGCCAUUCUUACUCGGAAAUCAUCAACGAGAGUUUGAUCGAGUCUGUGGAUUCCCUGAACCCAUUCAUGCAUGCUCGUGGGGUGGCAUUCAUGGUUGAUAACUGCUCCACAACAGCCCGGUUGGGAUCAAGGAAAUGGGCGCCACGCUUUGACUACAUAUUGACCCAACAAGCUUUUGUGACUGUUGACAAAAAUGCUCCAGUUAAUCAAGACCUCAUCAGCAAUUUCUUCUCCGAUCCUGUCCAUGGUGCCAUUGAAGUGUGUGCUCAGUUGAGGCCCACCGUUGACAUUUCAGUGCCUGCUGAUGCAGACUUUGUGCGUCCGGAGCUGCGACAAUCUUCAUAAAGUUUUUGCCAACUCCCGGGGUAUCCUCAUAAACUGUCAGUAUCUGACAGUUUGAACUCUAUGUAUCACUAUUUGAGAACCUAAAAUGUGCAACUUUUUUGAGGAUUGUCGUUUGGUUUUCACUGGACUAAUACUAUUGUUGGUGUUUGGAAUGAAUAAAAGUAGUGGUUAUUAAUA
Oryza brachyantha (malo sina) is the source of this 1961-nucleotide messenger RNA. Its product is annotated as ketol-acid reductoisomerase, chloroplastic-like. The transcript has 10 exons. Gene Ontology annotation, molecular function: ketol-acid reductoisomerase activity. NCBI's taxonomy places the organism in Eukaryota, Viridiplantae, Streptophyta, Magnoliopsida, Poales, Poaceae. Gene Ontology annotation, cellular component: chloroplast; mitochondrion. Gene Ontology annotation, biological process: L-valine biosynthetic process. The record is from RefSeq and is a predicted model, not a curated record. Bases 54 to 1784 code for a protein of 576 amino acids.